Paramisgurnus dabryanus is the source of this 2103-nucleotide messenger RNA. NCBI's taxonomy places the organism in Eukaryota, Metazoa, Chordata, Actinopteri, Cypriniformes, Cobitidae. The record is from RefSeq and is a predicted model, not a curated record.
AUGAACUUUUCAGGGGCAAAGUUGUACUCUAUGAAAGGGUACAGCCACAGUGACAGCUGGGAUUUUAGAAAUGGACCUCAAGUCGAAGCUACUGUGAGGUUGGUGAAUGGUUUGGAUGCUUGUUCUGGACGUGUGGAGGUUCUCUAUAAUGGAACAUGGGGAACGGUUUGUGAUAAUGGCUGGGAUCUAAGAGAAGCUGCAGUGGUGUGUUAUGAGGCUGGCUGUGGGGCUGGUAUAGCAGCAAACACUGCUGCUCACUUUGGACAAGCUUCUGUUAGGUUAGUGAAUGGCUUCAACCCUUGUUCUGGACGAGUGGAGGUUCUUCAUAAUGGUCAAUGGGGAACAGUUUGUGAUAAUGGCUGGGAUCUAUUAGAUGCUGCAGUGGUGUGUAGAGAGGUGGGCUGUGGAGAUGCAAUAGAAGCAAAAAUUGGUGCUUAUUUUGAACAAGGUUCAGGACAAAUUUGGAUGGAUACUGCACUUUGUACUGGGAGUGAGGCCUCAUUGGAGAGCUGUGCAUCAACAAAAUGGGGAAUACAGAGCUGUGACCAUUCAAAAGAUGUUGGAGUCAUCUGUACAUUACCUGUAAGGUUGGUGAAUGGUGACAACUCAUUUUCGGGACGUGUGGAGGUUCUCCAUAAUGGGAUUUGGGGAACAGUGUGUGAUGAUUACUGGGAUAUAAUAGAUGGUGGAAUACUGUGCAGAGAGCUGGGCUGUGGAAAUGCUAUAGUGGAAAAGACUAAUGCAUUUUUUGGUGAAGGUUUAGGACAAAUAUUGAUGGAUGAUGUAAACUGUAUUGUUAGUGACUCUAAACUAACCAAAUGUCAAACAAAUGGAUGGGGCAUAAACAACUGUGAGCAUUAUGAAGACGCUGGAGUCAUCUGCCAACCUCUCAUAAGGUUGGUGAAUGGCCCUUUCAGUGGGAGAGUGGAGGUUUAUCACGAUGGAGACUGGGGAACAGUAUGUGAUGAUGGCUGGGAUCUGGCAGACGCUUCGGCGGUGUGCAGAGAGCUGGGCUUUUGGAAUGCUACGGCUAUAAAAACUAGCUCUUUCUUUGGCCAAGGUUCAGGGCCAGUAUGGGUUAGUAAUGCACAAUGCACUGGAGAUGAGGCCAGUUUAAAGAGCUGUCCAUCAAUGGUAUGGCAGUCCCAGACCUGCGGUCAUGACCGAGAUGUUGGAAUCGUUUGCAGAGCGGUCCAGUUAAUUGGUGGUGAAUGUUUUGGAAGAGUGGAGGUUUUUCAUCAUGGCCAGUGGGGAGGAGUGUGCACAGAUAACUGGGAUUCCACAGAUGCCUCUGUGGUGUGCAAAGAGCUGGGAUGUCCAACGAAUGGUGAAGCAAAGAAAUGGUCCUAUUUCGGAUCGGGUUUGGGACCCAUAUGGAUACAAAACACUGCGUGUACGGGGACAGAAUCAUCAUUAAAGCAAUGCAACUUAAAUAGCUGGGGAACAGACUUCUGCAACCUUGGACCGGAUGCUGGAGUCAUUUGUCGAGAUAUCAGACUGGUAAAUGGAGCUAAUCGGUGUUCUGGAAGAGUGGAGGUUUUAUAUAAUGAUCAAUGGGGAACAGUCUGCGAUGCUGGCUGGGAUUUAGCAGAUGCUGCAGUGGUGUGUAGUAGCAUGGGUUGUGGGACUCCAAUAGCAGCAAAGACCGGAGCUUUUUUUGGGCAGGGUUCAGGACCCGUGUGGCUGGAUGAUGUGAGUUGUUCUGGAAAUGAGCCAUCAGUGAAAAAUUGCCCAUCAAAGGCAUUAGGAACAAGCACCUGCAGCCAUGGACAAGAUGCUGGAGUCGUCUGUCGAGUUGUGAAUCUGGUUGAUGGCUCCAGUCCAUGUGAUGGUAGAGUUCAGGUUCUUUAUGAUGACUGGGGUGGAGUUUGUCACUCUGGCUGGGGUCUGGAAGAAGCCGUAGUUGUGUGUGAAGAGCUGGGCUGUGGUGACACUGGAGAGCUACAGUCAUAUGUGGGUCCAUUUGUUGGGCCCAUAUGGAUGGAUAAUCUCGCAUGUACUGGAAAAGAGUUGACAUUACGUAACUGUCCAUUUACUGGAAGUGGUGCGACCAGCUGUGUGAACGACCUUUAUGCAGGAGUUACAUGCAUCAAGAAGUGGUGA